CCCGAGAGAUAGCAAGGUUUUCUUCAACUCCGAUUCAAAGUCACUCUGGUGUUUUCCGUACGUCAAAAACAGAAUAUAAAUUUCUGAUUCAUCUACGGAUAAACUUGAAAACUGUCUUCUUUUUUUUUUGGUUGUGUAAUUGAACGAGACACCGGAGCUUUCUCCUCGUAAUUACAUGUAGUCAUAAAGCAUUAAAAAUAAACCACAGUUUGAAGAAGGACAAAGGGAUUUAUUCGUGGAGUGAAUAAUUUCUCAACAUCUAUAUUGCUCGAAAAUUUGGUAGCAGAGAUGGCGGUCAUGCGACGUUGUUGCUGUUUCGAUAAUACGCGGUCUGGUUCAAUAGCAUGUGGGAUAUAUUCAAUGAUAUACAGCGCUGUGUACCUAGGAUGGUGGAUAAAACAGUAUCUUAGUAUCAAGCUAAUCCAAGCUUUCAACCCGUUUGGAUUGAAUUAUGGCGCCAUCUACGCCGGAUACAUCAUCAAUUUUCUUAUCCUCUCUCUCCUCUUCGUCGCCUGCAUACUUCUCCUGAUCGGAGUUACCAAGGAUAACAAGGUACUGCUACUACCCUACAUAAUUCUCCUCGGACUACUUCUCUUCUUUCAACUAAUUAGCUGGAUUAUCUGGCUUGCUGUACUGGGAUUCUUUGCCAUCCUUCUCAUCAUAGACUUCGUUGUCUGGCUCGGAUUCCUGUCUAUGAACAUUGUCUGCUUGCUGUGUGUUAUCUCCCAGUACCAAGAACUGCAUGAAGGACGUGGCAAGGUGGCAGACAUCGAAGCCGCUCGAGCAUCGCGGGUCGUGGUGAUACAACCGGGAGGGGUACAAGCAGGGGUAGUUACCACCACCACAUAUGCAGGCAACACCACAGUCAUCACCGCCGCCCCCGGACAGCAGGCAUACCCGCCACCGCAGCAGGGGUACCCUCCAGCACAACAAGGGUACCCUCAGCCACCGCCUCAGCAACAAGGUUACCCUCCAGCGGGCCAGAUGCCCGGCCAACCAGCGGAUCCGGCACCAGGUUACUCCCAGCAAGACCCAGCCCAACAGCAACAAGGCCAGUCCUACCCAACAAAGUAAAGAGAUUCCUAUCCUGCCUAUGGUGGCUCUGAAGUACGGUCACGCACGACUAAAGUUCGCGAUUUCGUUGCAACGUUUGCAACUGUAGGUCGCGAAGGUUGCGAUUUUCGUUGCAAAGUGUGUAAUUCCAGUCGUAAAAUUUAAGAUUUAAAAUCGCAAAGUUUGCAAAGAUUCAUGUCUAAAAUUGCAACAAUUGAAAUUUUCGUUCCAAACUUUGCAAUUUCAGUCGUGAAAUUCGCGAUCUUUUUAGUCGCAAAGUUUGCAACGAAAGUCGCCAGCUACCCAACUCUUGUGUAAUGUGUAUGUAUUCGACCGCGAUUCAAACCCACCAGUUUCCCGUAUAGUAGCUGAAGACACAACAUUAUUUCAGAAACUCCGAAAGGUCACAAUGAUACAAAAAAUCUCACUAAAAAAUCGCCAAUAUCAUGAAUAUUUUUGCGACGAAAUGUUGGAAGUUUUAUUGUCUUGGAUAUUAUUCACAACGAAGUUCACGGAUAGUCCAACUCUUUUUUAUAGCCGUCCUAAGUAAUAAUACAAAGUCGUUUGUCAUGUUUCUGGAAACUCUCAAUCUCUGAAGGCACCUCCCUUUUCAAAGUCCUUAUGAAUUUGAGAAUCAAACCAUCUUGGUUUGACGACCAGACCCUGAGCGAUACAUAAAGUCAACUUACAACAUUGAGCCCAACUUGACCCCAUUCUAAACUCGGGUUUAAGACAUACCUCUGGUCUAAAGUUGUGGUAUUGGAUAAAAUGGUCCCGACUUGUCGGGAAUCUAAAGUGCCCUUUUCUCGAAUAAUCGGGUAAACUAGACCCGGCACUCUUCUCGAAUAUUUGGAUAUACGCGAUUGUCCGACCCGACGCGAUAACCCGAUGUGAUGGUAUACAUGCCGGUAAUUUUAAGUCUUAACUACCCAAAAUUCUUUCAGUUAUGAUUAUGUGUUUGUUCUCAUUGUUAUUGGAUUUAAUGUGAAGUAAUGAUUGAAACAUGUGUUAAUUUGUGACAGGCUGAUAUUGUGAAUUAUGCAAAGUGUAUUUUUUGUUUGAAAUUUCCAAUUUCCAUUAAUUUUCCACUUGUGAUACCAGUAUAAAUGAAUCCUGUUUUGCCCCUUUAAGCAGUAAUAAUGAAAAUGGCUCUCAUUUUUUGUGAAAACUUAUUUCUUCAAGGUUGUUUUAAAAAAAUGAAAGAAAACGGUGAUUUAUUUUCUGACGUGAAGACUUGACACCCCUAAAGUAAGAAAAUCCUCUGCCCAAAGUCUGAAAUUCUUAAUCUGCACCGAUUCAUCGACCCACAUGUUCAACCUUUAUUGAACACUUGACAUUGUAGUUGCCUGACGAAUAUGUCGGAAUUUGAAUUGGCACUUUCAUCUUCAUGGACCCUACUACAUGUUUUAUUAUAUCUGUAAAUAUAUGACUAAAUAUUUUGUGUUAGAAAUGUAUAGAACGUCCUAAUAAUGGGUGUGUAUGUACAUACGAACAAAAGAGAAUUAUAAUUGUUAAUUGAGAAUGAAGAAAUACCUUCUUGCAUUCUUAUUACAUUUAUUUUUAUCACUUUAGUAUCAGAUUAUUUGGGAUAAAAAUCGUAAAAUUAUUUGUACAUAAAACUUGAUGACAGAUUUUGAGUGUUAACCUUUUUUCACUGUCAAGAUAUAUAUUUUUUUCUUCUGUCCCCAUCGUUUUAAAAUUCGAGCAUGCCCAGAGCCAGCCGUGCUAAAGGCAUAAACAUGAUUCUAUUAUUUCCAGUAAAUUUACCGUCCUUGAAUGAAAAAAUCUCAUAUUGAGUAAAUACUCUUUAUAAUUCAUGCCUUUUAUAUCAUCAUUCCUGAUUACUUGUAUUGAUAUUUCAUUCUGCAUGCUUGCUGCACCAUUGUUAUGGUAAAACAUAUACAUAUAUUUCUCAUUUUACCUCAUUUUUACUUGGUGUAAUCUAGAGAUAUUUUAUAUAUAUAUAGUAAUAGCUAUGUUUAUUUGGUAUGUGGAUUUACGAGUAAGCUUAGUAUGAAUAAAAUGAUGUAUUAUGCACUUAUGACCAAUUGGAGGUUUGUUUGAA
Lytechinus variegatus (green sea urchin) is the source of this 3118-nucleotide messenger RNA. Its product is annotated as TM2 domain-containing protein DDB_G0277895-like. The transcript has 7 exons. Lineage: Eukaryota; Metazoa; Echinodermata; Echinoidea; Temnopleuroida; Toxopneustidae. The coding region runs from base 289 to 1074 and encodes 261 amino acids. The record is from RefSeq and is a predicted model, not a curated record.